This is a messenger RNA of Spinacia oleracea (spinach), 870 nucleotides long. RefSeq names its product chaperone protein dnaJ 8, chloroplastic. The coding region runs from base 160 to 636 and encodes 158 amino acids. The transcript has 3 exons. The record is from RefSeq and is a predicted model, not a curated record. Lineage: Eukaryota; Viridiplantae; Streptophyta; Magnoliopsida; Caryophyllales; Amaranthaceae.
CACUUUAUCCAAAAAAUAUAUAUUCCAUACUAUUUUUGCCAAAUUUGCAUUAUCCAAUUCAGCUAUAAUUAUCCAAUUGCAAAGAUUAUCCAAAUUCCAUCGAAUCCUUACUUUCUUUUAUAAGAGUGUUGCUUUUGUUGAGAAUUUUGGAGAGAGAUAAUGGCGGCAGCAGUGAGUUCGGCCAUGACAGGUUGUUCUUCUUCUUCAAUUUCAUCUUCUUCAUUUUUUAAAAACAAGAAGAAGAGCGAAAAUCGUGUUAAUCGAGUUGCAUUUGUUUCUGCUUCUGCUACGACUUCGUUUGCCGAUCCUUAUCAAACUCUUAGCGUUAAUCGCGGAGCAUCGGAAUCCGAAGUCAGGAAAGCUUUCCGACGCCUUGCGAAGCAGUAUCAUCCAGAUGUAUGCAGAGGAGAUAAUUGCUCAAUUAGUUUCCACCAGAUCAACGAAGCUUAUGAUACGGUGAUGAGUAACUUGAGAAUCGAACCGAUAGCAGAAGCAGAGACAGAAUCAUACUAUGAUCCAGAUGAAGGGUUUAGAGGAAUGGACAAUGAUUCAGAAUGGGAUUUGUGGGAGGAAUGGAUGGGUUGGGAAGGUGCUGGAAUUAGAGACUACUCUUCUCAUGUUAAUCCUUACAUCUAAUUUUUAAAAGAUGUUGUGGUGAUUAAUUGAUCCAAGUGUACAUAAGCCAUCAAAUUGACCAAAAUAGGUUGAUUGUUGUAAAUUUUAUAAUGUUGUUUGUUUACUUUUCAUGAGCUUUGAGGACCAAAUGAGUUUAUAUUGAAAUUGGUCUCAAUGUGCUCCUUAGUUUCUUGUACAUGAUUCUAGAUGUUGAAUAAAAUAUAUGAUUGCCUUAUUAUUGGCAAUUUUUAUUGU